GGGCGGCUGCCGCUGCACUCCGGCGAGACGGUAGCGACGCAGGCCAUGGAGGGCUAUGGCUGUCGUCGUCCUACAUGCGCAGCUCUCUCCACGGGGAGCCCUCCUCCACGGUGUCCUCCAUGGGUCGUUCCGCUGCCGCAGGCCUUCGACGACCUCGCCGGGAACAACUCCACGGGCGGAGGACGAGAAAAAGCCGGGUGCGGCGAUGCGGCCAAGGACGAUCCGGCAUCGCUCCGUGGCGGCGAAUCAGCAGUGGGCCGGCAGGUACCGGGCGAGGCACCGCGGUGUGCAGCACAGCCCACACUGGCGGAACUGCUACAAGCGCAGCAGCGGCGGUAGGAGCAAAUUUCGGCUUUGGCUGGGUGCCGGCAGUCGCCUGCAGGUCUUCCGGCUUAAUCCGGCCGAACUGCAUCUUGGAAUUGGGAACUUCUGCAUCGGGCUCAGCUCUCCUCUGUCCGCCUCCUGUAAAGACGGAACGAGGAUGAGGUUCAUAUGUUUCUCAAGUACAAGGAAUCCACGUAUAUCUGGAGGGAAUUGUUUUGGGAAGAUAUUAGAGUGCAUCUUAUUGCUUGUGCAUCUCCAUUUGAGUUCUGUAACACAUAGGGCGUCUUCAUGCUAAAGUAAACUAGGUCCAAAUACACUUGUGUUGCGAGCAAGAAAUUCUGAACAUCUGUGAAGUGUGCGAUAACGUGAUCUGGUUAUGCAUUGAUUUUGAGUAUCAUCGCCCAACUCAACAACCUGUGUGUGAAUUCUGGUGCAGGCCACAACCUCAUACUAAACAUUGAUAUUUCAUUAUAUUCUGAAGAUGGCAGUGGAGGCUGGUGUGCUGUCCUAAAGGAUGAAUGAGGUGAAGUGUUUAUGGUCGAGGCACGGUUGUACACCAUAUAUGAGAAGGCUUUAGCUUGCUGAAUGGACUUCUAAAUAUUUUGAAUAUGGGUGUUUCUUAACUUACUAUGUUGUAGUUAUUCUUGAUGCAAGGUAGAUGAGAUUGGAGAUUGGACCAAAUGCUGUAAUUUUGAAGAGAUACUUAUUGUGUGUAAAUCUUAUCCUAUUUUGCCACAAUUGGAAGAAACUGUAUGCAUGACAA
This is a messenger RNA of Lolium rigidum, 1087 nucleotides long. RefSeq lists its product as uncharacterized. Lineage: Eukaryota; Viridiplantae; Streptophyta; Magnoliopsida; Poales; Poaceae. The transcript is spliced from 2 exons. The record is from RefSeq and is a predicted model, not a curated record. The coding region runs from base 56 to 619 and encodes 187 amino acids.